Molecule: messenger RNA, 5226 nt
Organism: Wyeomyia smithii (pitcher-plant mosquito)
Lineage: Eukaryota; Metazoa; Arthropoda; Insecta; Diptera; Culicidae
Exons: 2
Coding region: 1-5226 (1741 amino acids)
Biological process (GO): DNA integration
Molecular function (GO): nucleic acid binding
Source: RefSeq, a predicted model, not a curated record
AUGGACAAAUUAAUUCGUGAAAGACGUUCAGUAGAAGCCCGAUUGAAGCGUACGACUAACGUACUGAAAAAACUCCGUGAUAGCGAUGAUCCGGAAGAUACCGACAUCCACACAGAACUCGAUAACCUCCAAAAUGUUUGGCUAGCCUAUCUAACCCUUCAUCAAAGAAUGAUCGACGAGUGUUCCGAGGAAAAUAUAGAGGGAUUGCUUGAUCAUAUGGCUAAUUUCGAAGAAGAAGUGAUUUACUUGAAAAUCGGCUUUAAUAAAUUGCUUAAAAGGUUCGAGUUUUCGUCUACCCACCAUGAGGCACCCGCUAUGCAAAAUGGCAGCGAUGCUAUCAGGCAACUAGCAGAGCAGCAAGCGCUAUUCUUUCGCAAUUUCUCCGCCAAUUUCACAAUGACACCUCCAGCGAUGGCCACUGAUCAAAGUGUUACAAACUUUUCAGAUGUCAAGCUUCCGAGGAUGAACAUUCCCACGUUCAGUGGUGAUAUUCUAAGCUGGCCGUCAUUUUUCGAUUUAUUUGAUAGCGCCGUUAAUAAAAACCCAAACUUGCAAGACAGUCAAAAAUUAUACUUCUUGAAAACUAAUCUGGCUGGCGAAGCUGGUUCCUUAAUUUCUCAUCUCAGAAUAGAGGAUGCCAAUUAUGCUCCCGCGCUCGCCAAACUACAGGAAAGGUACAAUAGACCGCUUGAAAUAGCAACGCAACACAUCCAGCGCUUUUUAGCUCAACCAUCGCUGACGUCAUCAUCCUCCUCUGGAUUGCGCGCACUGCAUGAUGUAUCUGACGAAGUAGUUCGCGCACUAAAGGCGAUGCAUCGUGAAGAGCGGGACAUAUGGUUGCUGUACAUCCUCGUCGAGAAGCUCGAUCACCACACGAAACAGUUAUGGUGCCAAAAAAGGGCCGAUUUGUCUGAAAACGUAAUAACGCUUGAACGGUUCCUGAAAUUUAUCGAUGCGCAAAGUUAUGCAUUGAAAUCUUCCCAGCCAAUUCGCGACAAAUCUGUGCCUGCUUUCACAAAGGUUCCUUCUAGGUUGCAAUAUAAAGGGGCAUCACUAUACGCUUCGAGUAAUGAAGGCUCAUCUCAAACACUGUGUGGUAAUUGCUUCAAAAUGGCACAUCAGCUUUACCAGUGCGGUAAAUUUAUCAAUGCCAGUCCAACUGAGCAGCUUGAUUACAUUACUAAACAAAAGCUCUGCCAAAACUGUAUGAAGCAGCACUUUGGAGAGAAUUGUAGCUCUAGCAACUGUAGAAAAUGCCACAGAUUUCACCACACACAUCUGCACAAUGCCCUGUCUGCGUAUGUGCCCAACAGAGAGGUGUCUGCAACAAUCGAUUCCUCGGAUUCGUCUGCCGUUUCUCAAGCAUUGAUUACACCUGCAAGCUUAGCCGCAGACGUUGCGGACACGAAUGUUCUUCUUUUGACAGCUACUAUCAAUGUGCGCGAUAAAUAUGGGAGACCCCACACUUGUCGCGCUAUUCUCGAUUGUGCUUCGCACACUAGUUAUAUAACAAGAGAAUUGUGUGAGAAAUUAGACCUGCCCACAGCAAAGGUUGAUUUUGAGUUUGGCGGCAUUUCUGGGCUCGCCGGUCAUUCUAACUUAGGUGCGCAGGUCAGCUUUAGUUCUCGUUGCACAGGGUACCGCAAUAUCGUUCCAUGUGUGGUUUUAGACCGUCUUACGUUCGAGCUUCCACUGAGACCAGUUGACAUCACCACUUGGCCAAUACCAGAAUCUAUUAAGCUUGCAGAUCCACAAUUUCACCACCCUGGAAAAAUUAGCAUUCUGCUGGGAAAUAAAUUGUUUUUCAGUUUGAUCGAGCCUGGCACCAUUAAGCUUAGUGCCAACGACAGUCUCCCAGUUCUGCAAAAUACUAAACUCGGUUGGGUGGUAUCUGGCGGUUACAAGGAAGCCGAGUCAUCGCUCAAUCCCUCGGUAUCACCGUGCCUUGUCAUUGCCACCAAUGACGUAUUGUCUCAGCAAAUUUCUCGAUUCUGGGAGCUUGAGGAAUAUAUCAACCCUAAACCACAUAUGAGUGAUCAGGAACUGUUGUGCGAGGAUCAUUUUUUGAAAUACACAACUCGUGACAGCCUUGGACGGUUCAUCGUUCGCCUACCGUUUCUGAAAAAUCCUGCCACCUUGGGCAACUCGCGAGAAAUUGCAAUUAGACGGCUUCUGCAUCUCGAACGAAAGCUAGAUAAAAAUAUACUACUAAAACAGCAGUAUCAUGAAUUUAUGCGGGAAUACAUUCAGUUGGGACACAUGUCGGUAGCUACGAAUGCAUCCUCUAAGCUAGCAAUUUUUCUUCCUCAUCACUGCGUCGUGAAGGAAGCCAGCACGACUACCAAAUGCAGAGUGGUCUUCGAUGCGUCUGCAAAAACAUCCAGUGGCGAGUCACUCAACGACGUUCUCAUGGCUGGACCAGUGCUUCAGGGUUCCCUUAUCGACAUUCUUUUACGUUACAUGAGGAUGAUCGAGACUUCCAGAGAAUUUUAUGGCGAUGGACAAAAAAAAGGGCCAAUAAGUGAAUACCGACUCAACACAGUAACCUACGGGACAAAGAGUGCCUCAUACUUAGCCACCAAAUGUGUACAACAACUACUCGAAUCGCACCGUGUAAAAUAUCCGCAGACGGUAGAAAAGGCAGUCAGGGGAAUAUAUGUCGACGACGUUAUUACCGGAGCAGAUACUCUCGAUGAAGCUAUAAUCCUGCGUUCACAACUGUCUUCACUUUUUGGCAGUGGAGGCUUUCACUUAAGAAAAUGGGCUUCAAACUGUGCAUCUGCCCUCACAGGUGUGCCGAAGGCAGAUAUCGAAUUGAAGGUGCCAAUCGAGCUCGACGGAUCCGACACAAUUAAAACUCUUGGAAUACACUGGCAGCCGUGCAGCGAUGAGCUCCGUUUUAGCUAUCACCCAACACAGAUCCUUCAGCCCACGAAACGUUCAAUACUGUCGCAAACUGCAAGUCUCUUCGACCCACUAGGACUUCUGACACCGAUUGUUAUAAAGGCGAAGUUUAUUAUGCAGCGACUAUGGGAACUGAAGGUGGCCUGGGAUGCCUCUCCACCCGGUGAGUUAGUAAAUGCCUGGUAUGAUUUGCUCCAAAGUCUGUCGUCCCUUAAUUCAUUUCAGAUUCCUCGGAGAGUGGUUAGCACUCGGAGUACAUCUCAUCUGGUUCUGCACGGCUACAGUGACGCUUCCGAACGAGCUAUGGGAGCUUGUGUUUAUGUUCGAACGAUUAACGGAUUUGAUACUAUCGCCUCGCAUCUGCUCUGCGCCAAGUCAAAGUUGGCUCCAAUAGGAAACAAGAGAACAACACUUCCUCGGCUAGAGCUAGUAGCCAUGCGUAUUCUAGCUCGUUUAAUAAAAAAUGUCACAGCAGCCGUCGAGCAACCGUUCUAUGAAAUACGUGCUUGGACUGACUCUCAAGUUGCAUUAGCUUGGAUCAAUGGAGGCGCAUCGCGUUGGAAAACCUUCGUUGCCAAUCGCGUGGCGGAAAUAGUUACCCAUCUUCCAGCAAUAAAUUGGGGUCAUAUAGACACGCACCUGAAUCCUGCUGACUUAAUUUCGCGCGGUGUAGUGCCAGAGAAACUGAAAGAUUGUUCUCUAUGGUGGAAUGGUCCGACAUGGAACGAACGCUUGGGACACCAGAAUUACAAUAAUCUUGUGCUUAACAACACUGAAAGGCAACAGAUUAAUAGGGAACAAAGGAAUUUGGCAGUGUCACUCGUCGCUGUCUAUGAAAAUACAUUUCUGGACAACAUGAUGCACAGAUAUUAUCCAAACCUACAAAAACUUCUUCGUAUCACUGCUCGUAUUCUUCGUUUUCGUCGUGUAGAAACAAUGGAGCCAACCAUCCUUUCACCAAGGGAAAUUGAUCGAGCUCUGAUUAUCUAUAUAAAACACAUUCAGCAACAAUUCUACUUCGAAGAACUUAAUGCUUUACAGCAACAAAGGGAUUUAAGUCGAAAUAGCUCCUUGCGCCAACUCAGACCAUUUUUGGACGAAGCUGGACUCAUCAGGGUGGGCGGCAGGAUCCAACAAGCUAAUCUGUGCUAUGAUUCGAAACAUCAAAUUGUAUUGCCAUCCAAUUGUAUUCUUACUGCUCUUGUUCUGCAACAGUAUCAUACUGUGCAUAAUCACUGCGGACCACAAACGUUACUGGCAGUCUCGCGCAGAAGAUACUGGAACACUCAUGGAACAAGUGCAGCGCGCAAGGUCUACAGACAAUGCAUAACUUGCUCUCGAGUUAAACCUCCACAAGCUUAUCAACAAAUGGGUCAGCUCCCAGCCGAUCGUGUCAUACCACACCCCCCUUUCUUGAUUACUGGUGUUGAUUAUGCGGGUCCAAUAAGCGUUGUGGGCCGCAGAGUACGCGGAGCAGUCGCGAGUAAAGGAUACAUCGCACUUUUCAUUUGUUUUUCCACGAAGGCCGUGCAUUUGGAAGCUGUUUCCAGCUUAAGUACAGACGCAUUUCUAGCUGCAUUUACUCGAUUCACCUGUCGUUACGGCUUACCUGCAAGAAUGGUUUCUGAUAAUGCAACCAACUUUCGCUCGGCAUCAAAAUACUUUCGUGAUGUUCAUAGGCACAUCAAUUCCGCUGAGCAUAAUCAUCAAGUGAGUGACUUUCUGGCGAAUAAGGGAGUUGAAUGGCACUUUAUACCAGCUCGCUCACCACAUCACGGUGGGCUUUGGGAAUCGGCAAUUAAGUCCGCGAAACAGCUGCUGGAAAAGACUGCAGGUAACCAAAUUUUCACCUAUGAGGAAUUGUCAACCUUUCUUGCUCAAGUAGCGGCUACAAUGAACUCGCGUCCGAUAACCCCAAUUUCCAAUGACGUACAUGAUCCGCAAGCUCUAACGCCUGCUCAUUUUUUGAUCGGACGACCCCUCACAACAAUUCCAGAGCUUAAUUUGUUAGAACGUCAGAUCAACUCGUUGUCCAGAUGGAACCAUAUUCAGCGUUUAUCACAGGAAUUUCGAUCAAGAUGGCAAUCAGAAUACGUGCGGUCUCUUCAGCUUCUGACAAAGUGGCAACAAUCCGGUCGAAAUAUACCUGUAGGAGCGUUCGUCUUGCUUGCGAAGGAGGACGACAAACCGAAGCAGUGGCCUAUAGGCCGCAUCAUAGAGGCAUUCCCUGGACCCGACGGACACACUAGGGUGGUAUCGGUGAAAACCGCAACAGGCGUCGUUCGGCGUGAUGUGAGAAAACUUCGGGUUCUACCCGACUAG